AUGACGAAGGUUGAGCACAAAGCUGUUUUGAUUGUCAUCGAUGGAUGGGGUAUCCCGUCCGAAAGCUCUCCUCCACAAGGCGAUGCCAUUGCUGCCGCCGAAACUCCUGUCAUGGACGGGUUUGCCAGAGAAGGCUCCAAAACCGCCCAAGGCUACACCGAGCUCGAGGCCUCCUCCCUCGCCGUUGGUCUUCCUGAAGGCUUGAUGGGAAACUCUGAAGUCGGCCAUCUCAAUAUUGGUGCAGGCAGAGUGGUGUGGCAAGAUGUUGUGAGGAUUGAUCAGACGAUCAAAAAGCAGGAGAUGAACAAGAUUCCCAAUAUCAGGAAGUGCUUCCAGCGAGCGGUUGACGGCAAUGGCAGACUUCAUCUCCUUGGCCUGAUCAGUGAUGGAGGCGUCCACAGUCACAUCAACCAUUUGUUCGCGCUCCUUCAAGUCGCCAAAGAAAUGAAGGUGCCCAAAGUUUUCAUUCACUUUUUCGGCGACGGCCGAGACACUGAUCCCAAGAGUGCCGCUGGUUACAUGCAACAGUUGCUCGACAAGCUCAACGAACUUGGCAUCGGUGAGCUGGCUACGGUAGUAGGCCGAUACUACAUCAUGGAUCGGGACAAGAGAUGGGACCGCGUCGAGAUUGGCAUGAAGGGCAUUGUGCUCGGCGAAGGAGAAGAAUCAUCCGAUCCCGUUGCCACGAUCAAGGCUCGGUAUGAAAAGGGCGAGAAUGACGAGUUCCUCAAGCCCAUUAUCGUUGGUGGCGACGAGAGGAGGAUCAAGGACAAUGACACCCUAUUCUUCUUCAACUAUCGAUCUGAUCGGGUCAGAGAAGUCACGCAGCUUUUGGGUGAUUACGAUCGAUCUCCUAAGCCCGAUUUCCCCUAUCCCAAAGGGAUUGAAAUUACCACCAUGACGCAGUACAAAACCGACUAUACCUUCCCGGUCGCUUUCCCGCCUCAGCACAUGGGCAAUGUGCUAGCCGAGUGGCUGGGCAAGAAAGGUCUGAAACAAUGUCACGUCGCCGAGACGGAGAAGUAUGCCCACGUGACGUUUUUCUUCAACGGAGGGGUUGAGAAACAAUUCGCGGGCGAAGAUCGAGAAUUGAUACCCAGUCCCAAAGUGGCAACAUACGAUCUCGACCCUCCUAUGAGCGCUCAGAAGGUGGCUGACAAGCUCAGCGAAAGGAUAGCAGAUCGAAAGUACGAUUUCUUGAUGAACAAUUUCGCACCCCCGGACAUGGUUGGGCACACGGGGGUCUACGAGGCGGCGAUCAAGGGAGUGGCCGCCACAGAUGCUGCCAUCGGAACCGUGUACGAGACGUGCAAGAAGGAAGGCUAUAUUCUCUUCGUGACCGCCGAUCAUGGCAACGCCGAGGAAAUGUUGAACGAGGAGGGCAAGCCCAAGACGUCUCACACAACGAACAAGGUUCCUUUUGUCAUGGCCAAUGCACCUGAAGGAUGGAGCUUGAAGAAACAGGACGGCGUUCUCGGAGAUGUCGCACCAACAAUUCUCGCCGCGAUGGGAAUCGAUCAGCCCGAGGAAAUGGGCGGAACGAGCUUGCUGGUCAAGAAGUAA
Molecule: messenger RNA, 1563 nt
Organism: Cladophialophora psammophila CBS 110553
Lineage: Eukaryota; Fungi; Ascomycota; Eurotiomycetes; Chaetothyriales; Herpotrichiellaceae
Product: 2,3-bisphosphoglycerate-independent phosphoglycerate mutase
Exons: 2
Coding region: 1-1563 (520 amino acids)
Biological process (GO): glucose catabolic process
Cellular component (GO): cytoplasm
Molecular function (GO): manganese ion binding
Source: RefSeq, a predicted model, not a curated record